AUGUCUGCCAACACUGAAUUCGCAAAGGCCAAUGAGGCGUACGUCGCAACUUUUGACGACAAAGGUGCUUUACCACUCCCACCUGCCAAGAAGCUUAUCGUAGGCAAGCAGGAUUUUUCUUAUCACAUAACAUGCAUGGAUGCUCGCCUGCUUCCUGAAGCUCACCUGGGCCUUCAUGAAGGCGAUGCCCAUAUCAUUCGCAAUGCUGGUGGUGUAGCUGCAGAUGCCAUUCGGAGCAUUGUCAUCUCUCAACGUCUUCUUGGGACGCGCGAAAUUGCCAUCUUUCAUCACACCGACUGCGGCAUGCUGACUUUUGAGACGGAGCACUUGCGCGAUAUAAUCAAGUCUUCUUCUCCGGGAGAUGAUGAGGUCGCGAAAUUGGUAAACGAUCUGCAUUUCCACGAGUUUAACGAUCUGGAAGGAGCAGUGAAGAAGGACGUGGCAUUCCUGGAGAGCCACCCCCUGCUGUUGAAAGAAACAAAAGUGACAGGAUGGCUAUAUGCAGUCGAGACUGGCAAGAUCCAACAAGUUGCGUGAAUGUCCACGCUUAUAGCCUGAAUUCGGCGUACGGGCUUUUUUUGUCAUAGCUUGUUCUACAGAAUGUAAGCACUAUUGUCAGACGC
Messenger RNA from Heterobasidion irregulare TC 32-1, 623 nucleotides. RefSeq lists its product as uncharacterized. The coding region runs from base 1 to 537 and encodes 178 amino acids. The transcript is spliced from 5 exons. The record is from RefSeq and is a predicted model, not a curated record. NCBI's taxonomy places the organism in Eukaryota, Fungi, Basidiomycota, Agaricomycetes, Russulales, Bondarzewiaceae. Gene Ontology annotation, molecular function: zinc ion binding; carbonate dehydratase activity.